GCGUGGGGAGGGGAAGUUUUUGCCAAUCCCCAAAGUUUAUCCCGUAAAGGAGCAACUGCGAUUUUCAUUUCCUCAACGGGUUAUUAUUUCAGCUCGUUCCCAGCCCGGGAGCGCGCGGGGAAUGUCAGGGGGAAUUCUGAACCACCGAUGGUUGUUCGCAGCCAGGGGGCACAUCCCAGGGAAUGUCAGGGGGAAUUCUGAACCACCGAUGGUUGUUCGGGGGGCACAUCCCAGGGAAUGUCAGGGGGAAUUCUGAACCACCGAUGGUUGUUCGGGGGGCACAUCCCAGGGAAUGUCACGGGGAAUUCUGAACCACCGAUGGUUGUUCGGGGGGCACAUCCCAGGGAAUGUCACGGGGAAUUCUGAACCACCGAUGGUUGUUCGCAGUCGGGCGGUUGUUUCUCUUCCCGGUUUCUGCUCGCAGGGAUGUCACGGGGAAUUCCGAAUCACCGAUGGUUGUUCGCAGCCAGGGGGCACAUCGGGCGGUUGUUUCCCUUCCCAGUGUCCGCUCCCAGGGAUGUCACCGGGAAUUCCCAAUCACCGCCGGUUGUUCGCAGUCGGGCGGUUGUUUCCCCUGCCGGUGUCCGCUCCCAGGGAAUUCUGAAUAACCGAUGGUUGUUCGCAGUCGGGCGGUUGUUUCCCCUCCCGGUGUCCGCUCCCAGGGAUGUCACCGGGAAUUCCGAAUCACCGCCGGUUGUUGGCGGUCGGGCAGCAGUUCCUGCCGGCAGUCAGGCGAUGGUUUUCCCCGCCGGUGUCCCCUCCCCGUCCGGGGCGGUUCCCGGUGACGCUCCCGGUCGGCGCCGUCGCUCGGUGCGAUGCCGGGGGAGGCGGUCACGGUGCAGCUCGGGCACUACUCGGGCUGUGUGGGCGCGCACUGGUGGGGGCUGCAGGCCGCCGCGCUGCGCGGCCCCGCCGAGCCCGCCGAGCUCCGCGCGGCCGCGCUGCUCCGGCCCGGGCGGGGGCCCGGCGGCACCGAGACCCCCUCGCCGCGGCUCGUGGCGCUGGAGCUGAAAGGCGGCGUGGGGGCGCUGAGACCCGACGGGGUGAGCGCGGAGGCUCCGGUGCCCUGGGACGGGGCCGUGGCCGAUUACCGGGACGCGCCGCGGGACAGCGGGAACCGCGCGCAGGAGCAGCUCCCACAGGGCCCCAGGACCCCCCCUCGGUGAGGCUCUGGUCCGAUUACCUGAACGUGCCCCUGCACCCCCGGAGCGUCCACGUGAUCCGGCAGUACCUGCACGAUGGGGACUGUGGUUGUCUGGAAGCCUUUGCACAAGGGGAGAGUCUCCUGCAGGACCCCGCCUGCGUGGAGGAGCUGGAGGAUCGGCUGCACUUCUUUGUUGAGGAGUGUGAUUACCUGCAGGGGUUCCAGGUCCUCUGUGACCUCCACAACGGGUUCUCGGGGGUUGGUGCCAAGGUGACAGAGCUGCUCCACGACGAGUACUCGGGGAAGGGAAUCCUCUCCUGGGGCCUCACUCCGGCCACGAGCGACGUGGGGGAUCCCCAGAGCAGCUUUUACAGGCUGCUGAACACGGCCCUUGGCAUCGUCCACCUCUCCCAGCACAGCUCCCUCUUCUGCCCUCUGUCCCUCAGUGGGAGUUUGGGGAUCAGGCCACGACCUCCUGUGACAUUUCCAUACAUAAAGUACGAUGCAUCCCUGAACUACCACAGCAGUGCAAUUCUGGCAGCAGCACUCGACACCCUCACAGUUCCCUAUCGGCUCUGGUCGUCCCAGGGCUCCAUGGUGCACUUUGCUGACUCCCUCACCUUCUCUGGGAGGAAGGUUGUGGCUGCGUGGGCGUCUCUCCCCUUCCCUGCCUUUCCCGGCUCCUCGCUCCCAGAGAUUUUAAGUGCCCACCAGCAGGACGUGCCCUGGAAGCUCCUCCUGUCCUCCUGGAGGGAGCAAAAGGUCAGCUGCUGUUUUGCUCAGUCUGUUGUGCUCCGAGGAGUUUGCAAAGAAAGGCCCAGCAGCAGCUCCCUGGGACAGCAGCCCCUGCAGGGCUGUGAGAGCCCCGAGGAGAUGCUCCAGCACUACCUCCACACCCACUUCCCAGGCUCCUUCAGCACAGCCCAUGUGCUCCAGCAGCCCUGCGACACCCGACCUCCCUUCCCCCAGUUCUUCUCUCCUCUCCUGACCAGACAAGGCUUCCUCCAGGACAGAGCCCAGGGUCACUCCUCAGCAGGGCCCAACAGAGCUGUGCAGAGCAUCCCCGUGCUGGCAGCCCUGCAGGCCUCCCCUGUCCUGCAGCAGCUGCUCUCGGGCCUCUGGCGGGACCUGCGGGCGCGGAACGUGCGGCGCUGGAGCAGCUUCUUCACGGCCGGGCUGGAACAGGACGACUUCCAGCAGGCCCUGGAGGAGCUGAAGACUCUGUCCCAGUGCUAUGAAACAGGGUUUGGGGGGGAUGGCUCCGAGGAUGAGGGGGAUUCAGACUAACCCACCUUUAUUCCCGGGGACAGAGGGAGUGGGAGCCUCUUUAAGGUCACUUUGGGAAUCAAGGGAACGGCUUUGGGGAGGCUCCAGCUGCUGCUUCCUUCUCAUUUCACCAAAAUCCCCUUACAAAGGCUGGCUUAAAUUCUCCAGCUACUCACAGCUGUGUUGUAGAGGAGGAAAGCUGCUUUUGGGGGGGCUGUUUUUGUAUGUUUGGGGUUGUUUGUUUGUUUUUUUAUAACUGUGCAAAGUGGAUUUGCUCUGCCCCAUUCAAAUAAACCCACACAAUAAAUAAGA
Pseudopipra pipra is the source of this 2722-nucleotide messenger RNA. It is a transcript of the gene MSTO1, whose product is annotated as misato mitochondrial distribution and morphology regulator 1. NCBI's taxonomy places the organism in Eukaryota, Metazoa, Chordata, Aves, Passeriformes, Pipridae. Gene Ontology annotation, cellular component: cytoplasm; mitochondrion. The coding region runs from base 665 to 2431 and encodes 588 amino acids. Gene Ontology annotation, biological process: mitochondrion organization. The record is from RefSeq and is a predicted model, not a curated record. The transcript is spliced from 13 exons.